Molecule: messenger RNA, 744 nt
Organism: Microthlaspi erraticum
Lineage: Eukaryota; Viridiplantae; Streptophyta; Magnoliopsida; Brassicales; Brassicaceae
Source: the annotation of a GenBank genome assembly
AUGGCUGCUCAAUCUUGUUGCAAAUUUACUCUGGCGAAUCCGAUGAUCUCGCAAAUCGAUUCUUUCUCUAAACAGAAACUAUCUUCUCCAUUAUACUUCUCCCCUUCGAGAAACCAUGUAAAAGCAAUGAAUCUGAUGAAUCCAUGGUUAGGCGCUGAUUCUCCCCUCUCUCUCGAUUCUUCCGCCUCCGUCCUACGAACCAAUUCAAAAACUCACCGGAAAAUCCCAAUCUCCGUCGUUUCCAGCUUACCCACCGCGAAUCCGGAAUCUGUGGUUUCUGAUGCGAAAAAUCCCAAAUGGUCAUGGAGAGGAAUUAAAUCGUUUGCAAUGGGAGAGCUUGAAGCUAGGAAGCUCAAGUAUCCAAAUACUGGCACUGAAGCUCUUCUCAUGGGUAUUUUGAUUGAAGGAACUAGUUUUACAUCGAAGUUCUUGCGUGCGAAUAAGAUAAUGCUUUACAAAGUUCGUGAAGAAACAAUCAAGUUACUAGGAAAAGCAGACUUGUAUUUCUUCAGCCCUGAACAUCCUCCUUUAACCGAAGAUGCUCAGAGAGCACUUGACUCGGCUGUGAAUCUGAAUCUAAAAGCAGGUGGUGUUGGAGAAAUAAUGCCGGCACAUAUACUGCUAGGGAUCUGGUAUGAAGUUGAAUCUCCAGGUCACAAGAUACUGGAAACGCUUGGUUUCACUGAUGAAAAAUCUAAAGAGUUGGAGUCCUAUGUCUCUGAAGCUGGAUUUCUAGAUGAAUAG